AUGGAGUCCUCAGCUCAGGUCAAAAAAGAAACCCAUGCCAUCACCAUACAACCAAGGGAAACUGUAUUGACUGGAUUUCCUUACAGACCUCAUAGCUCUCUGCUGGAGAUCCUGAAGGGAGAGCCACAAGUCUUGGGGGCUGUCCAGAUUCUGCUCGCUCUGAUCAUUGCUGGCCUCGGAACUAUAAUUACAUUUAAUUUUGUCAGAUUCUCCCAAAGAUUUCCCCUCGUUUUCCUCACAGGAUAUCCAUUCUGGGGAGCAUUCACCUUUAUUCUGGCAGGAUACUUCACAGGAAUCAAGAAGAAACCACAAAAAUAUCUGAAACAAAGUGCCAUGGCCAUUAAUGUUCUCAGUUCCUUUGUCGCAAUAGCUGGGAUUACUCUCACAGUUAUCAGCUAUAAAGACCGACACAAGUUCUGCCAGGUGCCUUCCCUUGAAGGAAUAUGUGUUAUAGGGAGAACACUUUUGACGGGAAUUUUGUCAGUCUUACUGAUCGCCAGCAUAGCGGAAUUCAGCAUCUCUGUGACCAUUGCAACCUUUAGAAACACGUGUUGGACAAAGUCAAAUGAGAUUGUGUUUUUCUUGCCUUCGGAUGUUACUCCAAAUAACGAACUGCCUGCUCCAGAACCAAAUGCCCAAUUUCAAUUUGAGCUUCAAGAAGAAUCUUCCAAUGGUGAUACAACAACAAACACACACACCUUUUUCUUCGGAGGCUAUGCUUUCUUCAAAUUAAGAGUCCAACCCAAGGCACAGCCAGAAAGGAAAGUUGACUAUACACCUUCUGCACCUGUGCCAGAUGAAGAUACUGAGCUGAGACCUCUGCCUCCCAUAUUAGAGAAAAAGUCCUCAGGAAACAUUACAUGCAUUCAACCAGGCCAUACAGUUGAACAUGUGGAAUCUGAAGACCUACAACCCCCCAAAAUGCAAAUCCAAUUGCUCCAGGCCCAAACUUUCCCACUCCAAGUUUUUUCAUCCCAUUCUUCCCCAGAUCAGCAAUUUAAAGAUUUAUUAUAUCAAGAUAUUAGAUCAGAAGUCUUGUUAUUGACUCAAGAAUGGAACUCUGAGAAGGAACUCCACGGCAAGAAGUCUUUAAAGCGACAUUCCCUAGUAGAAAGAAGCAAAGGUUGGCAAUCCCCAAAGAGGAGAUCCCUAGACCAGCAAAGCCCACACCAGAAACCCCCAAAGCGUAAAUCCCUAGAUCAGGAAAGUCAAGGCCAGGAAUCGCCAAGGCGAAAAUCUGUAGACCAGCAAAUAAGAGAUUGGCUAUUCCCAAAGAGGAGAUCCCUAGAUGAGCAAAGUAAAAGUUUGCAAUCCCCAAGGAAACAAUCCUCAAGUCGGCAAGUUGGCAAUAAGCAGAUGACAAUGCAACAGCCUCCAGAGCAACAAGCUGAAGACCAACAGACCCUCGAGGAGCAAUCCCCGAAGCAAGAGUUCCCAACUGGGCAAGGUGAAGAUCAGCAGCCCCCAGAGCUUCCAGAGAAAUGUCAGCAGGCUGAUGAGCAACAGCCCCCAAAGGAAAAGCCUGAAGAGUCCCAAGCCAAAGGACAGAAAGCUCAAGAGAAGAAAGCUCCAAAAGAUCUAUGCAAAGACUGGAAAUUACAAAUCCCUGAAUCUCAAGACAGCAAUUACAAGAAGGUCCAACUCGAGACAGUCAGUGUCCAGACAAGCUCCAACAAGACCUUCAGUCCAGAGUGA
Molecule: messenger RNA, 1695 nt
Organism: Orycteropus afer afer
Lineage: Eukaryota; Metazoa; Chordata; Mammalia; Tubulidentata; Orycteropodidae
Source: RefSeq, a predicted model, not a curated record